AUUACUUCUUUUUUUUACCUAGUGAUCUCAGAUGUUUAAGGAUCACUAAGAUCGUGUCUGGUCUCUCUCUCACUUUGGCGAUUCGACGGAAACAUCUAAACCGUCGACGAAAAACCCUCAUCUCUCCCCCUCAAUGACAACACUUAUCCCUCACCCAUCUCUCUCCUUCUUUUGUCUCUCCUCCUCUUCUACCUUCCAGAAGGUUCUAUUAUCAAAUCCACCAGAAAUUGGAGAUUAGGAGACGUUGUUGAUCAAUUGAAAAACUUGCCCUCCUCUCGAGGAGACGUUGAUCAUGGUGAUAUCGCUUCUCUUCUUGAUCUCGGCAUUAUCCCCACUGCUCGAACGCUCGAGCCAGGUUUCAGUUUCCUUCAUCUCUUCUUAGCUUAGCUUAGCUUGAUUUAUUUCCUUGCCAUGUUUAGUUUUUAUAGAAAAAGGUGGAUACUUGUUGGGAUUUGGCAAAGGUUAGAAAUUUAGCCAAUUGGUUCCAAUUCGAUUAGAGAAGAGAUAGGGCUCGUAUGUAAAAUUACUAUUAGGUUAGCUUUAGCUUUCUUUAACUUGCCCUAUAUAAUUUACAAUGUGCCCACCAAGUGUUCGACUUGCAAUGUGCCCACCAAGUGUUCGACGAAAGUUCUCAAUACCAUGGGAGACGACGACGACGACGAUACACUUGUGGGAAGAGUUUUCGCGCUCAAUUCUUUAAUAGAACACGUGACCCUCACGUGAACAACACCCAACUGACUCUGCUGACCCCUUUUUUAUAGUUAUAAUAGAUCACUUUCUUCUUCUUCUUCCCUUCACUCUUGACCCCAUUUUCUCGAGAAAGAAAAGCUCCAUUCUUGUUUUCUCGAGGAACGUUUUGUUUUCAAUUCCAGCCUCAUCAUGGAGAUGGAUCCAUCAGACGUGAAGAAACUUGUAGCAAUUGAUUCUUCAGACUCAGCCGCAGAAGAAUCUGAAGAGAAGAAACUAAACACCACUUCUGUUUCAGCUUUUGAUAUGAUACUCAAGUCUCUUUGGAAGAUUAGGGUUUUCUUUAGCGAUUUUUUGAUGAGUUAUGUUCAAGAAGCACAACACAACCUCACAGAUGAUGAAUCUGUUCUUCCACAAGACAUACUUCGUAUCUUCCUUCUCAAAAAACUGAGUCUCGCUCAUCCUCUGGACGCAAAUGGUGUUUGUGACCUGUUUCUUAACAUCUUGGAGCAUCUACCUAGCUGGAAUUCACACUUUGAAGUGAAGGAAGUGGCGAAAAAGAUUUGCAAUAGAUGCAAGAUGGGUAUGGAAUAUCCAGUUGAACCUUCUUUUGGUCUGAUCAUCAAUGCUGGUUUACUCAGAGAAGUCAAGGCAUUAUUCGAGAAUCUUACAUUCGAUAAGAUCCUUCAGAUCAUCAGGGUAGAUCUUAAGAUGCCUUGUGAUAAGGAAGGAUGUGGGAAAAGAAACUAUGUUCAACGUAUGAUAAACAAACUUCCAACUGUUUUCACAAUUGCACUUGAGUGGGAGAACGAUGAGCCUCUAGGAGAGUUAUUCGAUACUACUUCUGUUCUGACAACUGAGAUAGAUAUGAAAACGAUAUACCUAUACGAAGGUGACACUGCAUUCACUAAAUACCGUCUUGUCUCAAUGGUUUGCUCGCAUGGAGAUGGAUACAACUGUGUAGCUUAUGAAAACAAUGGAUGGGUCAGACAUUUUCGUUCUGAGAAAGAGGUUAUUGGAGACUGGGAUGGUGUUGUCAGAAAAUUCAGAGAACUGCAUAUUCGACCUGAGAUUCUAUUUUUUGAAAACGUAAGGCAGCAAGACGAGAUUGUAUCCGGGCAGAAAUCUGAAGGCUAAGAGAAGCUUUUUCAAGAGUGUAGGAAAGGGAUAGAUGUAUAUACGGAAAGUUCCUCGAGUCUUAAGUCAAAAAACUUUAUAGGAGUCCGAGAACAAUGCGUUGGAGGUGUUGUUGCACCAUUGUGAACAGAGCUUUCAGUGUUUUCUUCCUCACAAGUUCAACAUCCUGAUUGUUAUGAUCAUUGGACAAAGAUAGUUAAAUACCAUUCUUCUAAAUUCAACACUUGUGUAACACAACUCAGUCUCAGUUAGCAUUUCUUUUGAUGUAUUCUCCGAUCAGUGGUAAACACUUGUGUUUUUCCUUUCCUCUAAAGGAAGUAUUCUUCAUCACUU
Molecule: messenger RNA, 2157 nt
Organism: Camelina sativa (false flax)
Lineage: Eukaryota; Viridiplantae; Streptophyta; Magnoliopsida; Brassicales; Brassicaceae
Biological process (GO): protein deubiquitination
Molecular function (GO): cysteine-type deubiquitinase activity
Source: RefSeq, a predicted model, not a curated record